Molecule: messenger RNA, 756 nt
Organism: Helianthus annuus (common sunflower)
Lineage: Eukaryota; Viridiplantae; Streptophyta; Magnoliopsida; Asterales; Asteraceae
Exons: 2
Coding region: 1-756 (251 amino acids)
Source: RefSeq, a predicted model, not a curated record
AUGGUUGGGGAGUGGUUUAAGUUAGAGGUUUCUAAUGUUGUUAGAAUCCUUCGGGUUUUCCAUGUUUGCUCGGGGCUGAAAAUUAACUUAGACAAAUCUAAUAUAUAUGGAAUUGGAGUGGGUUGGGAUGAGAUUGGAGAUAUGGCUAAGGAGGUUGGGUGUAAUCCGGAUACUACGCCUUUCAAGUAUCUCGGGCUGAAAGUUGGUGCUAAUAUGAACCGAAUAAGUAACUGGCUUCCGGUUUAUGAAUUUUUCCGUGCUCGGCUCGCCAAAUGGAAAUCGAAUCUUUUGUCCAUAGGGGGAAGGGUGGUGAUUAUAAAGUCGGUAUUGGAAAGUUGGGGAUUCACCUCUUCGGAACUUUUUAAAGGAGAAAUUGGUAAUGGUCAGACUGUUACGUUUUGGCUCGACCCUUGGGUGUGCAACGAACCAUUAAAAAACAUGUUCCCUGAUCUGUUUAAGCUGGAGAAUAAUAAAAAAGGUGUGGUCGCGGACCGUAUUGUGAAUUCUGGCAGUGGAUGCAUGUUUCAGUGGAGCUGGAGGGAGGCUGUCAUUGAACCGGGGCUGGUUGCUGACUUCCAGCAACUUCAGUUGUUACUGGAGAACAUUCAAGUCUCGGAUGCUGCUGACCGUUGGUCUUGGAAGUCCGAUGCGGCUGGGAAAUUCUCGGUUAAGGCUGUCAGGCUUUUGAUUCGGGCGGAAGUUGACAUAAGUGAUAGAUAUAUCAUGAAUGGUGUAAUUGGUCCCCUGCCAAGGUGA